Messenger RNA from Dermatophagoides pteronyssinus (European house dust mite), 2333 nucleotides. RefSeq names its product palmitoyltransferase ZDHHC17-like. Gene Ontology annotation, molecular function: palmitoyltransferase activity; protein binding. Lineage: Eukaryota; Metazoa; Arthropoda; Arachnida; Sarcoptiformes; Pyroglyphidae. The record is from RefSeq and is a predicted model, not a curated record.
AAAAUUAUAAUUUGUUUGGGUUAAUCACCCCGAUUAGAAUGUAAUAUUUAUUAUUGUAAUUUUAUUUUGUAAUUCAAAAAAAUAAAAAUUUUUAACCCUAUCGACAAAAAAAAACAAAAUAAUAAUGAUGAUUAUGAAUCCGAAGAAUGAUUCAAAAAAUGAUUCGAAUACGAAUCUUCUUAGUGAUGAUGGUGAUAAAAUUGAAAAUAAAAUUGAUAAAUUAUUUGAAAUUCAUUCGGAAAAUGAAUCAAAUGAUUUGAAUGAUAAUGAAUUUAGUCAUUCGGCGACACCGACACCACCUUUGCCUCCAACAUCAACUUCCAAUGAUCAGCUAAUGUCACAAUCAAGUCAACAACAACUGCAACAACAACAUUCCAAUAAUGAUAUUACUACAGAAAUUGUUCGAGCAACACAAUAUGGAAAUUUAGAAUUAUGUCAAAAAUUAAUCGAUUCAGGACGUUAUGAUGUUAAUCAACGUGAUCGUGAAAAUGUUACACUUCUUCAUUGGGCUUCAAUCAAUAAUCGACUUGAAUUGGUUAAUUAUUUUAUCUCGAAAGGUGCCAUAGUGGAUGCUAUUGGUGGUGAUCUUCAAUCUACAGCUCUUCAUUGGGCAACCAGACAAGGACAUCUACCAAUGAUAGUACUAUUAAUGAAAUAUGGUUCCGAUCCAUCAUUAUUAGACGGUGAUGGUUAUAAUGCCCUGCAUUUAGCAGCUCAAUUUGGUCAUACAUCAAUUGUUGCCUAUUUUAUUGCCAAAGGACAAGAUAUUGAUGCUCCCGAUACAAAUGGAAUGACACCAUUAAUGUGGUCUUCAUUUCGUAAUAAUUCGAUCGACCCUACUCAACUUUUGAUAACGUUAGGAGCUAAUCUAUCAUUGACUGAUCGAAAUCGUAAUACAGCAUUACAUCGUGCUGUAUUAGCACGAAAUCCAAUUGCUGUAUCAUUAUUGCUCAAACAUGGCGCCAAUCCUAAUCUAAAAAAUAUUGCCGGCGAUACACCGAUUGAAAUGUCUGUCAAAUUUCAUGCCAAAUUUAUUCAUAGUCUGUUUGUUGAACAUCAAAAACAAAACGAAUCUAAACAACCAUUAGCAAGAAUAAAAAUUGCACCAAACACUGAAAUUCGUAUACCAAAAUGUUGUGAUCCACAAUUUCGUUAUUAUGUAAUGGCAUUAACACCAUUCAUUUAUUAUUACCUGUUUGGAAAACUAUGUGAAAGUGAUCUAAUGUUAUCGAGUAAAGCACUAAUAUUAAUAAUACUAGUCGGUUUUCUUUAUCUAUUGAUACGAUAUAUGUUCGAUGUAAAACAAUUGAAUGUUUUAGCCAUUUCAUUAUAUUUAUCAACAAAAAUCUGGCUUUACAUAACAUUUUUUCAAUAUUUUCUUUUCGUUUUAUCACCGAUUGAAUUGUUCAUAUUCAUUUUAUGUUCGACGGGUCUAUUUUAUAGUUUUUAUAGAUGUUAUCAAAAUGAUCCUGGCUAUAUUUCCAAUAGUCGCGAAGAACAGGUUAAGACCAUAAUCGAAUUAGGUGAACAUGAAGGUUUUGAUUCAGCAUGGUUUUGUUCAACAUGUCUGAUACGUAAACCAACACGUUCGAAACAUUGUUCAUUAUGUAAUCGUUGUGUAGCACGUUUUGAUCAUCAUUGUCCAUGGAUUGGAAAUUGUGUUGGUUAUCGUAAUCAUAAAUAUUUUAUCUGGUAUCUUAUUACAUUAGCAAUGACAUUAUUCUGUUAUUUAGUUGCUACCGUACAUUAUUGGGAUUUUCUUGAUGACAUACAUCAAGAUGAUAUCAAUGAAACUAAUGAAGAAAUUAUAUCAGCCACCAAUAGAAAACAUCAAACAUUUAUGAAUGUUUGGUCAAAUGUUGUUACAUAUAAUGGAUGGAUUACAUGGUCACUAGUCAAUGCUUUGAUUCAUGUUAUUUGGGUUGUUUGCCUUUUAAUUUUUCAAUUAUAUCAGAUAACUUGCCUUGCAAUGACCACUAAUGAACGUAUCAAUGCCGACCGUUAUCGAUAUUUUAAACAAAAUAAACGUUCGGGAAAUAUUCAUAAUCCAUACAACUAUGGUUUUAUUCGAAAUUUUAUUGAAUUCUGUGAAUGUCGUCGUUUAAAUAUGUGUUUAUAUAAAUCACCCGAUCUACAUGAUUGGCGUUAUGUAUUUGAAAAUUUUGAAACACUUGGCCGUUAUGAUUCAGAUGAUUCGGAUAAUGAUAAUUCAUCACAUGAUGAAGUUAAUGUUUGACCAAUUUUUAUACUCGAUUCAUAUAUAUGUAAAACUUGCACAACAAAAAAAAUUAUAUAUUCAUCAAAGCACCCUAUCAACAUUCAGUAACUUGUAA